Messenger RNA from Yamadazyma jaroonii, 1440 nucleotides. NCBI's taxonomy places the organism in Eukaryota, Fungi, Ascomycota, Pichiomycetes, Serinales, Debaryomycetaceae. The record is from the annotation of a GenBank genome assembly.
AUGGUUGUUGUUAUCGAUGGUAUGGUCAUGGGGAAUUCCCCCGAAGGUGAGAUUCUUAACGCAGCAAUGAACUAUAAUAAGUUAAUUAAUGUGUAUCAAAACUUGAGGUUGGAUCACCUUGCUAAAGGAGAUGUCUAUGAAAGUGAUGAUAAUGUUAGGAAUUUUAUAUCAUUUGGGAUCAGAAGGUUCAUGUACUUCAUUGAUGCCUUGAUGAACGAUGAAAGCGCCAAUCCAAAUUCUAUGACCUUUCCAAUUGAUAUAUUAUUUGCUUGGAAUGUGUUCUUAUUAAACCCAAAGGCUUACAACACAUUCUUGAAAUCUCAUGGUUUCGAAAAGUUUUUGAUGGUUCCAUUCCCAUUGAAUAACUUGGCAAGAUUUAUGACCCAAGAUUUAAACUAUUAUCCAAGUCAAGGAGUUUAUGAGUUCGAAGGAUUCAUGAAUAAGUAUUACACUGAAAAAAAGUUAGGCAGAUUUGCUUUCACUGAGACUGAAUUCGAUCAAACUAUAGUCUUUUGUCCUUCAUGUUCGGAAUUUUUCUAUACCCAAUUCAACGAUGUUUGUAUUCCCAAAUUUAGUGUAAGCGAAAAAUGUGGAUGUGGGUACGAAGUUAAUCAUGCAAAUUUAAGGUGGGUGAAAUUGAAGUCUGAUUGUGAGAGUGGGUUCUUAAGUUCUAACAAUUUUUCCGAUGUUAAUGCAACUAAUAUAGCAAACAUCAAAAAGUUGGUAUUGGACAGCCCAAUCCAAGAUAUAAAUACUUUUAUCAGUAGCAAUAAGUCAAUGUUGAGCACAUCAGAAAUCAGUAUACUUGUGGCUUACCUGAAGUUUAAUCCUCACCAAUUAAUCCCAGGGUUCGCCAUAAUGGAAGACUUGAUUCCUUCCGCCUUUAGAUACACUAGAUUUUGUGAUAAAUUCUUCGAAUUGGAAUUAAUCGCCAAUCCUUUUGCUACUAUGACAUACAUGAAAGCUCAACAGAAAUAUUUCAAAUUCACUCAAUUGUUUGGUAGAGAUGUUGUUCCUACUUUAGAGGUGGAAUUCAUUUGGCAAGUUUACAAACUCAACCAUUAUCAAUAUAUUCGUAAUGGUAUUUAUGAUUAUGAUGUCAUGGAUGGUAACAAGUUAAUCGAUUGUUUUAAAAACACUUGCAGUUUGUAUAAAGCCAGAUUUUCAGAAGAUUUCAGCGAAUGUCCUUGUAAAAUAUGUUCCACCACAAGAACUAAGUCUUCCAGUUUGAAGAGCAAAUUCAAGAUGACCAAACUUUUGAAAAUCCCUGGAACUCAAGAAAUCAUUGCCACCCCCCGAGAUGCCGAGAGGUACUCCAAUUCUCACAUAGAUUUCCAGAAAAGUGUCAAAUACAACACAACCCAAUUAUUAGGUUAUGAAUGGGAAGGAGACCUUAACCAAUUUCCUCCAACCUUAAAUCCAGUUAUCAAGAUGGGCUAG